AUGGCGUUCUUAGGUCUUCCCAAGAAAAAACCGCAGCAUCAUGGGCAGAGCAAAGGUCCAAAGUCCUAUCUCUAUUAUGCUCAGCGACGGAAACUGCAUGUUGAAAAUGGCCCAACACUCCCCCUGUACGCUCCGAGAACAAACCUGAGCGCAGCUUCUGUGCGCGGCAAGUGGCAUAGGUUUUGCGCCGAGUCUGACCAGGAUCCGGAUAUCCUGCUAAAGAACCUGACCUCAGCUGACGUCAAGUCUUGGUUCAACUGGAUCGAUGACAACUUCCGCGGUUCAAUCAAAGCUCAUGGGACACUCUCCAACUAUUGGAGGACUCUCAAGAGGCUGUAUUUUAUGAAAAAUAAGAAAAGUAUGCGUUCGUCAAUGGUCAAAGACUGUAUUAACUACAUGAACGAAGUCAGCAUGCGAAUGGGCCUACGCAGACUCCCGUUGCCCAAAGACACGGAAAACUCACUUGAUCUGCUCUGUUACCAGACCGCGCACCUCGUUCAUUGUAAAGCCGUUUUCCCUGAUGAGAAGCAGAGGCUCUAUCACAUGGCUAGCCUUAACUUGUCGAGCAUUACUGCCUGUCAAGCGGUUUCGUUAUUCAAUACAAGAUGUCAGGUCAACCUACACCCGGAUGGCAGCCCGGUCAUUCCCGGUAAAAUCGAGGCAGGCGACAAUGGAGCGCUAAAUUCUCCAACUCGUGGUCAAGGUGGUGAGACUCACUGUGACUCUGGCUAUGAGUCAAGCCGUAGUGGUCGCCUCAACAUCGAGGAAGAUGAUAUGCUCGACGAGAUAUCCAGCGACGGUUCUUCCGAUGACACAAUGAGCGAUAUGGGCUACAUGUCAGACUGUUCUAGUGUUAUCACAGAUGAUGGAUAUCUUGCUGGUGACGAUGACACAGGCACCAUUCUCUGGAGACACGUUGAGUUCUGCAUUGUCCGGAACCCUGUACCCGGCCGCCCAAAUAUCCUCGUUGCCAUUGUGACCCUCAUUCAUACAAAGGGAGAAGAUCAGAAGCCUCGAAUAAAGCGAUUUGUGAUCGAACAUGAAGAUAAUCUAAUCUUUGAUCUUCUGUCACAGCUUCUGUCACUAGCUUGGCACGAUGGUAUUUUUGCGCCCGACAUUCGGGACAUUGAGGACAUCUAUACCAAACAAAUCCCAUCACAUAGAAGGGGUAUGCAGUUGAAAAUCAAGAGAAAGUGGUUGGACGUUCCAAUCUUUCGUGAGCCGGAGCGGACUGACGACGAACAAUCCGGCCAAGAGAAAAACCUGACCCAAAAAGUCCUCCGACGUGGGGGUAUCAACGCUAUUAACAAUCGGGCGCCGGCCUCGGUUCGAGAUCAAGUUGCUGACCAUGAGUCCAAUGCCAUCAAAUACUACCUUAAUGAAAUGGUGGACUUUGACACAGCUGCUGCGUUUCAUCGGCGGGCCUCAAAUGAAACUGUGCAAAGAGAGCGUCUGCGUAAACGCUGCAGAAGACUUACAGAAGAGAUUCGCAAGCAGGGUUAUCGAAGAGUGAGCGACGCGGCGGGAACUGAACUCAGCAAGCAGAAGCGACAAGCGGAUGUAGAGCUGGCUAGGAAGCUGACUGAACUCCGACAAAAAGCAAAGAGUAAGAAUCGAAAGAGACAUUUUCGAUACAAAGAUACAGAGCUUUUUAACCAGCGGGAUGAAGACGGGCCUCAACCCCAGGAAAGUGAUCCUCAGCCUCAUUUUCCGCAUCACUAUCAGAUCCCAGAGCGAGCUGAGUUGGUGCAGUUGCUCUUCUACUCCCCUACGCCAACUACGGAAGAGGAACUUUACGAUCGCCGAUUGAGGUAUAUCCGUCUCCUGGUCCAAUGGCAGUAUCGCCAAGAGGCACCCCGUCAAGGGAAGCAGGCGGAAGCAACUGUAGCGCAACCCCAGCCGAUCCCAGCGUCUCCAUCCCUCGCCAUCAUUCCCGAGAGAUAUGACCCCUUGCAAUGCCCAUUUUGCUUGGCCAACACGGGUCUACCUCUCAGUACCCGUGAAAAACAGAAGAGCAAAAUCAACAAACUUUGGGAUCAUGUGGAAAACCUGCACCGAGCAGAGCUUGCUGCAUUUGGUACUGGUACUAAAUGGUGUGGAUUAUGUGGCAUGAGGAGCAUCAAUUACCUCCCGUUGAGCGUUCCGGAAUUCAAGAAUCAUACUGAAACAGUCCACGGAAUCCGGCUUUGA
Messenger RNA from Aspergillus thermomutatus, 2190 nucleotides. RefSeq lists its product as uncharacterized. The record is from RefSeq and is a predicted model, not a curated record. The coding region runs from base 1 to 2190 and encodes 729 amino acids. Lineage: Eukaryota; Fungi; Ascomycota; Eurotiomycetes; Eurotiales; Aspergillaceae. The transcript is spliced from 7 exons.